Messenger RNA from Leptinotarsa decemlineata (Colorado potato beetle), 2270 nucleotides. Its product is annotated as T-cell immunomodulatory protein. NCBI's taxonomy places the organism in Eukaryota, Metazoa, Arthropoda, Insecta, Coleoptera, Chrysomelidae. Gene Ontology annotation, cellular component: plasma membrane. The record is from RefSeq and is a predicted model, not a curated record.
AUUUGUCACCUGUCGCUUUUGACAAUUUGCGAAUUUGCGAUAUGUAAAGUAGAAAGAAAAACAAAUAAGAUUUUUGAAUAGAAUAUGAUAUCUGGAAUAUGGGACACCUUACAAUUUUAGGAAUAUUAUAUUGCAUUAACGUGGUGAUUUUUCAUGCUUACUGCAGUAAUAUAACAAAAUUAGCUUUCGGAGAUGAAACGGAAGGAAUGCCAGCUGCCUUUGGCGAUUUCAAUUCUGAUGAACUAACAGACGUCUUUGUUCUAAGAGGAAAGGGAAAAACAGUUGAAAUAUUACUUGCUCAUGAAGAAGAACCACUACUCAGGCGACACACGGAGGAUUUAACAUGUCACUUUACUGAUCACUUGAUAACUAGUGUUGUUCCUGGUGACUUUGAUGGCGAUGCUUUGAUGGAUGUUCUGGUAACAACUAUUCGUACACCGCCUGAUAAAGAUGGUGAUUCUGAGGUAUCCUAUACAUAUGUUUAUAUCAUUUGGGGUGGAGCAACUUACUUGAACUGCAGUAAUGAAGACAGCCCCUUGAUUAAAAUGAUAGGACAGCCCUUAGCAAUAGAUUAUAAUGGUGAUAUGGUGAUUGACUUGUUUGGUCAAAAUGAAAAGAAAGAUCGGAUGUUUUGGGUUUUUAAUAAAAACCGAGCUUAUCCAACUGAAAUACGAAUGAAGGAUAACAGGCAUCCAACAUAUGAAUUGAGUAGGCCCCAUGCUCAUGCAUUUUUAGAUCUAAAUGAUGACUACAUGGCAGAUUUGUUCAUAACAACAAAGUAUAAUUUUGAAAUUUGGCUGGGAAAGGAAGACGGAGAAGAAAAAUUUGUUUACAACAGAACUAUCCCUCAUCCUGUGAAUCCUAUCAAAUCUGAAGAAGCUGUUAUUAUUGGGCAAUCUUUGUUCAUUGACAUAGAACUCUUGGGAAGGAUGGACUUGAUAACACCAGUUUGUUUUGACGAAAAAUGUAAAAAUAGUGCCUUAAUGCUCUAUUCCAAGUUGGAGCAGAGGUGGAUAAAUUUGCAAGUUAAUUUCAAAGAUGAUAACUCAAAUCUAUGGGGUUUUCAUCUUAGGCCAGGGAGCAGGUAUACAGAUGUAAUAACAUUAAGAAGUGGAGAUUUCAACAUGGAUGGUUUCCCAGAUAUCUUAGCAACUCUUUCUCCUGCACAAACUGAUAAUAGUCUUCCUCAAUCAUUUCUUUUAGAAAAUGUGCCAUGUCAGAAUGCUUGUGGUAAAUUGAAACGAACUUAUGCUAUUAAAUGGAGUUCUCUCAAUCCUUUCAAAAAUGGAACUGUAAUGGCAGCUUUCUUUGAUUUCUAUCAAGAUGGAAUAUUGGAUUGCAUCAUAGUGUCAUAUGAUGGAAGGAAUUAUAAAACUGCUGCAUUCAAAAACAGCUUGGAUUAUGAUGCCAAUUUCGUUAAGGUCAUGGUUUUGACUGGUCUAACUAAUAAAAAUAAUGCAAUGAUUAUGGGAAGGGUUGGUAAAAAGCGAAGAACGUACGGAACCAAUCUGCCAGGACCGUCUAUAAGUUACAAGACUACCACUCAGGAGAGUAUAGUUCGACAUGGUCUUGCUGCUCAACUACCACAGUCUGCACAUUUCAGCCUCAACUUACCUUAUUCUAUUUUUGGUUUAGGACGCACACCUAAUUUCGUGGAUAAAUUGACAGUUGGACUUUCCAAACAUUCAAGAUAUUGGACUCAGAUCAUACCCAAUUCUCAAAUGGUUGUCAUUCCUUGGCCAACAAAUGAUCCCUCAAGGUGGAAGGCUCAACUAUUUGUGACUCCAAGUAAACUCAUUUUGAUGUCUGUAGCUGCGCUCACCACACUCUGCGGUCUAAUCACUGUAAUUAUUGGAGUCUUGCAUUGGAAAGAGAGGCAGGAAGAUAAAAAGGAACGAAUGUCUGAAUCGCACAGAUUCCAUUUUGAUGCAAUGUGAUCUAGAUAGGAAAAAAUUAUUUAUUAGUGACUUCAUUAGGUUGUACCGUAAAAAUAUUUAUUUAUAUGUUGAUAUUUUAUAUAUUGUUUUGUAGGAGCUCGUUUUGAAAUUCAAUUAGCCUAUGCAGUGGUACCUAUUAACAGUGGUAAUAAAUAAAUAUAAGAAUUUAAUUGUAUUCAAGUUGACCCCACAUAACUGAAUUUUGUUUUUCUUUCAUAUUAUUUCCUUCUUUACAUUUUAUAAUAACCUCCAGCUUAUAAACAAAACAUUUGAAAAUUUGAAUUGCUCCGAAAUAUUAAUAACUCAAAUAAGUUCAAUAAAAGGGUGGAAAGA